Molecule: messenger RNA, 1563 nt
Organism: Cladophialophora immunda
Lineage: Eukaryota; Fungi; Ascomycota; Eurotiomycetes; Chaetothyriales; Herpotrichiellaceae
Exons: 1
Coding region: 40-1329 (429 amino acids)
Source: RefSeq, a predicted model, not a curated record
CCAUCAAGCCCCUCCAACAAACCUUCCCCGUCCUGAACAAUGGAAAUCACAGAAAUCAGGAGAGGCGACUUCGUCUACAAGGACACUUUGUUUGUAGAUCUGGGCCCCAACAAGCGCCAUCCGCGCGCCUCGACGGCAGACCUCAAGGACCUGCUACUGCCCAAGCGCGGGUCGACGCCCAAGGACCAGGUCGCCCACUGGUACGAGGCGCAGCUGCUUCACUACGGCCUCCCGCGCUCCAAGGACAAGAACACGGCCAAGGUCCGACUGACCAAUGCGCUCUCGGCCAAGGCCCUGUCGGUGCCCAAGGAGAUUGUGCAGAUGGAGACGGAGAUGAAGAAGGAGUAUGCCAGCGCGCUGAGGAAAGCGAAGAAUGCUGCAGCCGCAGCAGCGAAGCCGGCAAAGACCGUGGAGAAAGCCACGGCCGCGAAAGGCAAGAAAGGUGGCAGCGGCUCGAAAACCACGAUUGAGCUGGAGAUCGAUGGCGUCAAGGUCAAGAUCGAUCGUGACACGUUUGAUGCCGCGAAGAAAUCGGCCAAAUCCAAAGACCCCCCUGCGGCCUCUUCCAGAAAGCCCAAAGGCGCCAAAACAUCUUCUUCCACCCCGAAGCCUGCAACUGUGCCCCAAUCAUCUGCCAAAUCAAAGGCCACAUCGUCUGCCGUACCGAAACCUGCAGCGGUGUCCAAACCUCCUGCGAAAUCAAAGGCCACGCCCUCGGCACCGCGACCUCUACUGGCCGCCAAACGAAGCAAGCCUUUCAAACCCGGCGGCGCCAGCGCUCGUCCCGUCUCAGAUCCCCCACAACAGGUCUACGACCACACGCCCAUCUCCUUCCACCAUGACGUCGAAAUGGACGACGCCCCUCCGCCGUACGAGUCACUAGGAUUCGACGAAUCUGAUGCGUCUCCAAAUAACUCCGGCGUCGUCCAGAUAUCGGGUACCUACUUCGUCACCAAUAAACCGUUCUUCCCCUUCGAUAUCACCCUCCAGAUCGACCACGGACAACAAAAGCUCUGGGGCCGGUUCGACGUCGGAUCCAAAUCCGGGGUUCUCCGUGCCGACGACAUUGCUCACAUCACUUCAGGCAACGCAGUGUCAUUCGGGUGGAGGUCCGAGGAUGAAAAUGAUGGCAACAUGAGAUUCGGACGGGGUUGUGAUGGAUACAUAGAGUUCGAUGGGGAGGGAUGGAUGCGGGGCCGCUUCCGGGGGCUGAUGCACGGAGAAGAUGUCGACUUUCAAGGAGAAUUGGUGGAUGAGGACGGGCUGGAUGUCGCGGAAAUGAAGCACGCCUGGGACGAGUUUCCUCAGAAGGCAUACGGUAGGCAUUAAGGGUCGUGUCCCCAUGAUCCAUGGGACCUGCUGUCACUGGGUCGACUGGUGAGAGAAAGAACAAAAGUGCCUUUGGCUUCAGGAUCCAGAGCUGCUUGAAAUUGGGGGAUUUAUUUGCCUGUCACAUACUGGGCGAACAUGGCGCAAACAAGGAGAACGUAUUGGGACAAGGACAUUGUUUGAUUGAUAGAUACCCAUUGGGCGGUAGUCUUGUCAGAGUAGCUCAUAACAGUC